CGUCCUCUGACAAACAGCCUGAGAAGCUCUUGGUAGCAAGAUCAAGAUUUUUCUGCAUCUAGUGCCAUUUUUGACGCAAAGCUGAAGAAAAACAAUGAAGAUUUUUAUACUUUUACUCUCCAUGGUAGUCAGAAGUAGUCAGCUGACAUUAAAUGAAUGUGGAGUUGAAGCCAGGCGUCCGCAGUACAAUGACAUUGCAGUGGAGUGUGGUACUUCAUCCAUCACUCUGGAGAUUAAGCUCUGCCCAGUCAUCUACACUGGCUACAAUGAGUCCCUGCUGAUCCUGAACCACAUGAUGCAGUCAGAAUGCAGAGCAAGCCUUGAAACUUCUGGAGGUUCCCCUGUGGCUCGAUUUACCUUCCCGCUAAAUAUGACCCACGCAUGUGGAAGUGUAUUUUUGACUACCAGUGCAGCUGGCACAGGCGUAUUCUCAGACUUCUCCAACAUUCAGACUGUCAACAUCAGUGGUAUCGUCCGGUCCGUUGACCCCACCACAGGCACGGUCACCUACAAUGCUGAGCUGAAGUACUACUACUCCUGUGCUUACCCCCUAGAGUAUCUGAUCAACAACACCCAGAUCGAUGUGUCGGCCUCCUCCAUUGCAGUGAGGGAUAACAACGGUACUUUCAUCAGCACCUUGAGCAUGACGCUGUACAGUGAUGAGAACUACACUGAACCACUGAUCAUCCCAGAAGCAGGCAUUGAACUGAGGACCAGCGUGUAUGUCAAGGUCAAGGCCACCAACUUGACAAGCCAGUACCAUGUAUUACUCGACCGUUGUUACGCCUCCAUCUCCCCACUCCCGACGAACUCCAGCUUCUUCAACCUGUUUGUCCCCUGCAACAAGGACAGGUUAACCACCAUUCUCUUAAAUGGAGAGGCCCAGGAAGCCAAUUUCAAGUUCCAAGCUUUCCGUUUUAUUGAGCAGCAGAAUGAGACUGUCUCCACCUAUUUCCUUCACUGUAUCACCCGGCUGUGUGAGAGGAGCAUCUGCAGCACCUUCAGGGAUUGCAACCAAAGACGGAAGAGAAGCACCCUGGAAACAAGUGAUGUGGAAAGCACUGACACUUACACCCUCACUUCUCCAAUGAUCACAACCGCCAGUGACACUUCAUCAUCGAAAGAGCAGGCUGCUGUUGCAGAUGAACGCAGCGAUUCUACUGCUGGCCUCGGUGCAGCUGUGGGCGUCCUCGCCUUUGUUUGCAUUGUUGCCCUUAGUGUUGCAGCCAUCUUUUACAUGAGGCUCAGGAACUAAGGAGGCAUCACUGAGCUGAGAUAAAGGAUACUGAACACUCCCUGAAGUGUACUGUAUCUGUUUGCUCAUUCAAGUUUUCUGGUGAUGGAUCGGGCUUGCCUCCUCAUUGCAUCCUUUGGGAGAUCUUUUUACAUUCCUUAUUGUAGCAAUACAUGUGUAUUAAUCCUGCAAAAAUAGUCAAGGAGAGUGGCGUGCCUUUAGAGGACCUAGAGGAUUUAGUUAGUGUUUUAAAUUCACUCAAAUGGACAAAAGAAAGCUAUAAGUGUUAAUGCAUGUCUGCACUUUAUAAGCUUUAAAAUGGGAGCUGGAGGGAAAAUAGACAAAAAUAUUACAGAAAUUACAGUGUCAGUCUUUGUAUGAGUAAUGGUAGGUGUGUGGAUGUUUUGAAAGAGAAGUCAAAGUACCUUUCAAAGUAUUAUGUCUCUAAUUUAUUAUACUCCUUUCCUUGCCUUAAAAUAUAUAAAGCUUUUCAAACAAAAAAGCACAACUGCCUUAAAACAGAGUCUGUCUGUGUGUGUUAUUGAUUCGCUGCAGCAAACUUUCUAAAACCAGCUCACCAAGCACAUAAGCCACACCAUCGUGAGUUCAUCUACUGAGAAAUAUUAUAUUCAUAAUUGUUUCACUGAAAAUGAAAAUGCUGAAGUGUGUGAACAGCAUGUUGUUGUGUUUAUUGAAUGCAAUUAUACAACAAUAACUGUAGAGCUAUUUUCCAUGUUUGGAAUUGAUUUUGUCUUUACUUCUCUUCAUUCAUCUACUGAUGUUUAAAAUAAAUACAACAAUGUCAAA
This is a messenger RNA of Sphaeramia orbicularis (orbiculate cardinalfish), 2041 nucleotides long. RefSeq names its product zona pellucida-like domain-containing protein 1. The transcript has a single exon. The record is from RefSeq and is a predicted model, not a curated record. Bases 95 to 1255 code for a protein of 386 amino acids. Lineage: Eukaryota; Metazoa; Chordata; Actinopteri; Kurtiformes; Apogonidae.